AAUCACGCGACGGACUCGAAUCAAUAUAGAUCAGUCUUGACGAUGUGAGAUCAGCUCUAUGGGCACAAACCCCGCAGAGUCCGUCGCAGCCGCGAUAAACGAUGGCAAGACUCAUCUCCUUUUAGCCGCAAGUGGCUCCGUCGCUACAAUCAAAAUACCCUUGAUAAUAUCCGCAUUACGAAGACAUACCAAUCUCUCGAUCCGCGUCAUUCUUACAAAGUCUGCAUCUUUCUUCCUCCAGGGACAAUCCGCGGAACAGCCCACCAUCGCAUCUAUAGCCGCACUACCCAACGUCGACGCUAUCUAUCAAGAUGAAGACGAGAUGACUGAAUCCUGGGUCCGAGGGGCGGGGAUUCUACAUAUCAACCUGCGCAAAUGGGCGGAUAUCUUGGUCAUUGCGCCGUUGAGCGCAAAUACAUUAGCCAAGAUUGUUAAUGGAUUAAGUAAUAAUUUGUUGACCGAUGUCAUACGGGCAUGGGAUACUUCUGGAUUGGUGGAUGGUGGAGCUAGAAAGAGGAUUUUGGUUGCGCCUGCGAUGAAUGCGGCAAUGUGGUUGCAACCCAUCACAAAGAAACACAUCCUCGUGUUGGAUAAGGAAUGGGGCGUCGAAGCUGAUGAUGGUACCCUCGAACAUCAGGGAUGGUUCGAAGUGCUAAAACCUAUUGAGAAAUCUCUUGCUUGCGGAGAUGUCGGCGUUGGAGGAAUGAUGGAAUGGACUAAUAUCGUAAAGAUAAUUGAGCAACGAUUAGGUCUUGUCGCUCCAUCUGAGUGAGCAGACUGAUACGACUGGCGCGUAUCCGAGAGUUGAUUAGACUAUAUAAAGUAGAACUUUAGAGCAGAGAAUUAGCAGACCUGAUUUCAGUUGG
This is a messenger RNA of Talaromyces stipitatus ATCC 10500, 866 nucleotides long. RefSeq names its product flavoprotein, putative. The transcript is spliced from 4 exons. The record is from RefSeq and is a predicted model, not a curated record. Gene Ontology annotation, biological process: coenzyme A biosynthetic process. Gene Ontology annotation, molecular function: FMN binding; phosphopantothenoylcysteine decarboxylase activity. NCBI's taxonomy places the organism in Eukaryota, Fungi, Ascomycota, Eurotiomycetes, Eurotiales, Trichocomaceae. Gene Ontology annotation, cellular component: phosphopantothenoylcysteine decarboxylase complex. The coding region runs from base 59 to 772 and encodes 237 amino acids.